GCUGCAGACUAACAGGUCUCUCAGAGCCGAAUGGCGCACUUCAGGUUCCCAGUGUUUUUUGAGGCCAGAGACCUGACCGACUCUGAGAAGCAGAAGAUUCAGAAGUACUUUCUAAUCAGGAGGAGGUCAGGAGGAGGUGAAUGUGGGCCAGUGGAAAAAGUAGCCGACGACACCUACACGAUAUCAUUUGUUGAGCAAGAAGAUCAAGAAAGAGUUCUGGGCCCAAAACAGCAUGUCAUACCUCUGUCUUUGGACCAACAACUUGAAAUAAAAACUAAACGAGAGACCACACAUGUAUCUCAAAAUCAACAGGAUACUCCUGGCAGAGAUGAGGAAAAAGAGCUACUCAUGGACACUUACUUGACUCAGUACCUGCAGGACAAUCCGAAAGCUCGGCGGGACCUGGAUCAAUGUCUCUCCUCUCUUUGCAGAUCCUUCCGGAUCCUUCCAGAGGAGGGAAAACUGGUGGUGAAGAGAGGAGCUGCCCAGUCUGGGCUGCCCCGGGCUAAAUGGGAGAUGCAGGUAGAUGAUGUGUGUUUUCAGCUGAAACAAAGGUACCGCUGCUACUUUGAGGUGCAUCCAGAAAGGGUGAAGACCCUCCAGGAGAACCCUUUCAUGCGCUCUGAAAACCUGUGCAUCUAUAAAGAACUCGGAGAGAACCUGGCAGUGGUAGUGGGAGAGCACGAUGAGAUAGAGAAAAUGAUCCAACGUUUAGACGCCCUUCAGGUAAAGCCACAGGUCCACAUGGAUUGUGGGAUAACAAUGGUGAAGUUCACCCUGGUGGCGGAAGAGUUUGUGAAGAAAAUUAAGCUUUCAUCUCCACAAAUCAAGAUCACCAUGAAGGGAAGAGGUGUUCCAGUGUUUGAGGGGUCAGAGGCAGAGGUAGAGGCUGCACGUGCCACACUACAGGAGCUGGUCAAGAAGAUCCAACAAAGGAGACUCCAGUUACCUGCCCCACUCCUCGCCUUCCUUGCAUCUAGUGGAGCCAUACAAACAUACCAGACCCGGUUCAAGCAGAGCCUGAGAAGUCCAGUGAUGCUUGAGGUGGGAUCAGACCUGGUCCUGUCCAGCCUUACUACAGAGGCCCUUGAGGAGGCAGCAGCAACUCUGGAGAGAGACCUGACUGUGGAGACUGUGGUCUUGGAGCGAGUAGAAGCAGAGUCACCUGGAAUGGUUACGCUGAAGGAAGUCUUAAGUCAAGCCAUACAGCAAGCAAAUCAUGGAGUAAUGAAUGUACAGCUGAGCUAUGGGCAACCAUCCAAAGCAGACUACCGGAUGCUGGUCCAGAUUGUUGGAAACAGAAAAGAAGUGGAUAGGCUGAAAGACAUUCUGCUUGAUUACAAGCUAAACCAAACUAGCAUCCAUCACUUUUUGAAUCUCCCCAAUGCUGUAGUGGCUGACCACCUGCACAGAGUACUGGAGCUUCUUGGAGUACAGCAUAGUGAUCUCGAAUUGAUCGCCACUAAAUCGCCAUCCCCUGGCUUGCAUUUUGCUGGACCUCGUCAACUGGUGCAAGACUUUUGUGAAGCACUGACCUCAACAUUACAGUCUUUGGUUUGUAAAGAGUACAGCGUGGAAGGACCUGGAGUUUUGCAGUACUUCAAUGGGGAGGGGAAGAACAACAUUGUUUUACUGGAGCUCUCUCAUAAGGUCCUGAUCUUGCUCUCUGAUGAAGAGAAACAAUCUGGAAAAGGUUCUCAACCCACAAGCCCCAUUUCCAUCUUAAACCUCACCAUGAUGGGUAAAACAGGAUCCACUCCGGCUACAAUUCCAUCAUUUCCCACAAAAGUGACACGGGGGUCAUCUUCCACAGCAACAGGUGGAUCAUUGCCCACAGGAAGUCAGAUAAAGCUAGACGUAGUGCUGGGGAAUCUUGAAGAUCAGCAAGUUGAUGUGUUGGUGGCCCCCAUGGUGAAAGCAAAUCUACUUAGCAUGAAGAUUGGACAAGCACUGGCAAAGACAGGAGGAGACCGCCUGAAACGCAACUUCUCCCAGUCUGUAAGAUCCCAGAGGAAUAUAGAGCCAGGGGACAUUUUGCAGGUGGAUGGGACCUCCACUUUGGGAUGCCAAAAGAUCAUAUUUGUGGAAUGUCUGCCUUGGGAUGCAGCAAGUGGCGGCAGUGAAAAGGCAUUGCGCUGUGGGCUGAGGGAGGCCCUAAGUCUGUGUGAGCAGCGUGGCCUGAGCUCUGUGGCUUUUCCACUGAUCGGGCCUGGAAUUGUCCUGAAGACGCCUGUUAAAGAGGCCGUUUCCAUCCUGACAUCUGAGAUCGGCUUGUUAGGACUGUCAGAGUACACUGGCCCACUUUCCAACAUUCGUGUUGUCAUCCAUCCAGACUACCCAGAUUCCAAAGAGGUCUGCCGGGAUGUUUACAAUGGAUUAAACUUACACAGGAUGGAUGGCAAAGGGCAAGCUGUGUUUGGAUCCCUGACCUCUGACCUGGAAGAAGUCACACUGAUGGUGGGCGGCAUAAAGCUUCAUCUGGUACUUGGAGACAUCACCAAUGAGACUACAGAUGCCGUAGUAAACACCACAGACUUUAAUAACUUUGAUUCAGCUGUUUGUAAGAAAAUACUUUCUGUGGCAGGAAAAAAAGUCAAAAAGGCUCUGAAAUCUGCUCAGGUCAACAGGGGUGAAAUCUUCACAUCACAGCCUGGCAAGUUCCCCUCCAAGGCCAUUAUGCAUGUGUGUGGAGAAAAUGACCCAGAGUUGGUUCAGGACAUGACCAGGGACAUCCUCCUCCUUUGUGAGAGCAAAGGAUACCAGUCAGUUGCCAUUCCUGCUAUAUGUGCUGUUGCGGGAGUGGAACCAGACGCAAUCCUCAGUGGGAUAGUGGCCGCAGUAUCCAGCUGCUCCUUCCAGCACCUUGUCACUGUCCGCCUCGUGCUGUUCAGUGUGCCGGUCUUCCAGCGGUUUCGAGCCGCUGUUGACACCAUGUUUGGGACACCCAGCAGACCAAACAACACCACUGGUUCACUAGGAGCAUCCACAGCUCCAGCUCAAAUGGCCCAACCUGCGCCACUGUACCCAAACCUGAGCCCCCUGCUGCCUUCAUCCCUCAUCCCAGGCGUCCCUCCUUCAGCCACCUUCACAAUCAUAGGCACAUCUGCACAGGACGUGUCCAGUGUCUGUGCUGGUCUGCAACGGGCCUACACCUCCCACUGCUCCCAGCACACCCUGGCCCCAGAGGAGCUGGCUGCGCUCUCCCAGGCAGAGCUGCAGGAUCUGGCCGAGAGAGUGAACAGUCUCGGGGUGCAGCUGGACCCGUCUGGGUCUGGCAGUGGGGCAGGGGUGGUGGUGAGGGGGCUGACUGAGGGGGUGAAGGACGUGAUGUACGUCAUGCAGGGGGCAUUACGCCGACAGGUGGCGGAGAGGGACCAGAGGGAGCUGUUCGCCCAAGUGGUGUGGUGCAUUAUGGGACAGCGAGGGGAUUGGGAGAGGUUCCCCAAAGAGGCCAAUCAGAAGCUGGAGAAGGGUGACGUCAGUGGAGGGGUGACGGAUGCUCAUGGAUGCCGGUGGAAUGUAGAUCUCCGGAGGAAGCAGGCGACUGCUGUGGGCUCAGGUCAUGUGACCUUAGUCAAGCGACUACAAAACCUGCCAGAUUUUAAAGUCCCUCUGUACUGGGACAGUCUGGUUCCUGGUGAGGCCCUACAGAUGAUCCCACUCAUCCCCCUCUAUGCCGAGUUUGAGCUUGUGAAGGCAGAUUUCAGGAAGACCUGCAUGAGGACAAUACUCAAGAUUGAGCGUGUGCAGAACGUGCACCUGCGUCGUGCGUAUGAGGUUCAGCGGCAGCAGCUGGAGGAUAAGAACGGUGCACCUGUAGGGGCCGGGGAGAAGAUGCUCUACCACGGCACCACAGCCCAGGCCUGCCAGUCCAUCAUGAAGAAUGGCUUCAACCGCGGCUUUGCAGGCCAUAAUGCCACGGUAUAUGGUCUGGGAACAUACUUUGCUGUGGAUGCCAGCUACUCAGCCAAGCCCUUGUACUCCCGUCCAGAAGCAGACGGCACUCAGUGUAUGUUUGUCGCUCGAGUUCUGGCAGGUUCCUACACGUUGGGUAAGAGCGGCAUGAGGGUCCCCCCACCGGUCUCUGCUCAACAGCCUGACAUCCACUUCGACAGCCUUGUGGACAACCACCAGAACCCCAGCAUGUUUGUGGUGUUCCAUGACAGCCAGGCCUACCCUGACUAUCUCAUCACAUUCAAAUGAACAUAGAACACAUAUUGUCCAUGGCCCUCCCUUCAUACUAAAUUUGAAUGACACUUUUUUUUUUAAAUUCAGCAACAUUUUACCGUAAUCAACAAAGAUUUAAAAGUGAUUGGAUACAUUUGGAGACAAAUGCUAGUUAGAUAUAACUGUAAGAUGCUGCUAAUACAAUCUGCAACAAGGAUCAAAACUCUAAAAACAUAAUGCUAUAUGAAUCACCUAAGAUUGUAUUCAUUUAAAGCAGGGCUGGACUGGGACCAAAAAACGGCCCGGGCAUUUUUGGCCAUAGUGGCCCACCAUGAUAAUUUGCACGAUAAAACAUAUGUGCACACUGUUUUGUUUGUAAAAAAUAUUUAAGUAAACUGCAGUAGCCUGCAUGGAAGCGAGUAGGCUAGCCUACCCUUGCUAAAAAAAUAUUAAUUAUUAUUAUACUCUCUCUCUCUCUCUCUCUCUCUCUCUCACACACACACACACACACACACACACACACACACACACACACACACACACACACACACACUAGAGUGACCUUUAAACCAGCAAGGAUGAGGUUGUGCACAAAACUCAUGCUAUUAAAUGCUUCACUAAAUAAAACCUGCUAUAAUUUAUGUUGAGCAUUUGCACAGUUUUAGCCAACAAUUCACCUUGAUACUAUUUAGUGAAGAUGUAUAGGCUACACAUCCCAAAACAUUUUCAUUGUUAAUUCCAUGGGCUAUCACCAUUCCUGUUUCAUUCCAUGCGUCUGACUGCAUGUCUGUGUGUCUGGGUGUCUGCUUGUCGCAAAGAAAUGUGAUAGUUUGCUUGUUAUACUGCGUCAAGAUUGACAACAAUUUCGACCAAUCGUGACUGUCUUUUCAGAAGGUUGAUGGCGAGCCGUCAACUCGUUAAUUUAAUGGGUAUCGCAAUUCAAAUGCAUGCGAGAGGGGUAGGCCUACACAGAAACCACACAAAAAGACGCGCUCACACUAUAAAACUUUGUUUUGCUUAACUGGGUGCUGAAUCCUACAUAGUAGGCAGGUUAAUACAUCUAAAAGAAGCAAGGGGAAGAAGCAGUCGCAGAUUUCAAACUUUUAAUUGUUCGUUGUGCGCCCAAAAAGUUCAGCCAACAUUUCGGCUCCUUCUUACCUGCCUCACAGUAGCUAUUCUGACCUCCUCCUCAAUCUGUCCCUGCUGGGUCACGUCUCUCACCUCUUCCUCCUCCUCCGAAUCAAUUUGAAUAGCUACUCCUUCCUCUGUGUAACUCUGUUGCACACUCGCAUGUGCCUCUCUGAAGCCUGCACUCGGUGCUGCUUCUGCACUGCUGCUAUAUGUCGACGGCCCUGUUUGAACUUGUGGUGGCAAACAUUUCUGUAAUUUUAGCACAUUUUUGCUGCAUCCACUUGUAGGCUUUAGCCUUUUAUCUCACAACUUCUCUGCGCCCCCCUUGCGCUUUUGUGGUUUGUCUUCGUACAUUUUCAUAUAGGCUACGGACGGUCUCAAACUCCGGUCGAACUCCAGUCAAGAGGGAGAUGAGGCCGGGAGGGAGAUAGGGAGGGCCCUGAGAUUUCAUUGGACUAGCCCAAUGUCCAUUAAGGCAGUCAACCAAUGGGCCGCGAUUCGCUGCCGUUGUGGCCGUAUGAGCCUAAUAUUUUUUUUUAUUAUUAUUAAAUUGACAGCCUCGGCCCAAAUAUGCGUCGGCCCACCGGGCAUUGCCCGGUAUGCCCUAUGGCCAGUCCAUGCCUGAUUUAAAGGGACUCUAUGCAACACCUCUUGCAGUGUGGGUUUAUGUACCCUUGCUUUGCCUGGCUGUUAUCCAUACAGUGACUCACUGGUGCCUCCUGUUGUACAAAGCAUGCUACUUCAUUAUCUGUGGAACAGCUUACACAUUGCAACAACAUGGCUAUUUCUUCACUUCUGCUGCUAUGCCUACAUAAUUGAGUUAUGUUAUGUUUAAUGUAGUCAUGUUUUAAGUUACAUAUUUUUACAUAAUUGCUAUGUCUCCAAAUAAAGACCAGUGUGCAUCA
Messenger RNA from Sardina pilchardus (European sardine), 6203 nucleotides. Its product is annotated as protein mono-ADP-ribosyltransferase PARP14-like. The transcript has 14 exons. Gene Ontology annotation, cellular component: cytoplasm; nucleus. Gene Ontology annotation, molecular function: NAD+ poly-ADP-ribosyltransferase activity; transcription corepressor activity; NAD+-protein mono-ADP-ribosyltransferase activity. The record is from RefSeq and is a predicted model, not a curated record. Gene Ontology annotation, biological process: protein poly-ADP-ribosylation; negative regulation of gene expression. NCBI's taxonomy places the organism in Eukaryota, Metazoa, Chordata, Actinopteri, Clupeiformes, Clupeidae. The coding region runs from base 31 to 4203 and encodes 1390 amino acids.